AUGCUCUUGCGGACUUCUUCUGGCAUGCUUCGCCUAAGCUCCUGGCUGCGCAAUGACCGUCUACAUACCCGCUUUCCCUUCCGAUGGGUUGCUCUGCUCCUUGCCGCUAUUGGGGGCCUUGUUGCAUUCUAUGUGUUUGCUGUCCCGCAACUUCUCAGAUUCCGGUUUCGUACCGACUUAAGCUGGUAUGAUCUAGGAGUUCAAGGGUUUGGUCCAGACCGAACUUACAUCUCCUUUGAUCAAGAGUCACCUGUUGUCGAAAUCACUCCAUCUGGCGCAAAAUGCGAUCCCCGGUACACAUUCCUUGCGCCUCGGGGCGAUUCAGUUGCCCAUCCCGGUCCGAUGAUCCUGAAUCCUGAUGGGGAGCUUGUAUGGACGAAAUGGAACAGCGGUACGACGCAAGACUUCAAAGUGCAGCGGUACAAGGGCGAGGACUACCUCACUUAUUGGCAAGGAGAUACGGCCAACGGCUUUGGACAAGGGUCAUGGUACAUGCUUAGUUCAACCUAUGCACAGAGGUAUGUGGUGUCACCAAUCGGCAUGUAUGACGGCGACCUGCACGACUUCCAAAUAACAUCCAACGAUACUGCAAUUCUGGUGAUCUACGACCCCAUUUUGAUUGAUUUGACCUCGAUUGGCGGCCCGCAGCUAGGAUGGAUGUAUGAUGGAGUGUUCCAGGAAGUGAACAUCGAAACCGGAGAACUGCUAUUCCAGUGGCGCGUAUCCGAUUUUUACCGCCCGAGUGACAGCUAUUAUCCGAUUGAACAUACCGGGCAUGGACGGACGUCGGGGUAUGACCACUCGCACAUCAACAGUGUGGACAAGGAUGACCAGGGCCGGUACGUGGUAUCGAUACGCCACCUCCAUACUGUCGCAUGCAUAGACGGCACCACUGGUGAUGUCCUCUGGUCACUAGGAGGGAAACGUAACAGCUUUUCUGAUGCUUCCGAUGGAGCUGCCACCGACAUCUCAUGGCAGCAUGACGCUCGCUGGGUAGGACCCAACCGCGUAAGCUUGUUUAACAAUGCAGCCUACAAUAAUGGCAACCUCUCUGCAGUGAGUCGCGGCAUGAUUGUUGAUCUGGAUACGGAUGCGCGGGAGGCAACAUUGCUGCAAUCUUUCCAGCAUCCGCACGACAUCAUGGCGGUUUCUCAAGGGAAUGUGCAAGUACUAGACACGGGGAACGUGCUCGUGGGCUGGGGUCACUCUGCAGCUUUCACCGAGUUCUCUGCAGAGGGCGAUAUUGUAUGCGAUGUGCAUUUUGGUGCCUCUGCUUUUUUCACAUUUGGUCGUGUCGUCUCCUACCGGGUGUUCAAGUUCGACUGGGUUGGCAAUCCUCAGACAAUUCCCGACACUGCACUCACACCAGACAGUGUCUUUGUUAGUUGGAACGGUGCCACCGAGGUAGCAGAAUGGCAAGUUGAGGCAUGGGACGGUGAAGACCUCAGAAAUAUGACCUUCACGGCUGUUGACCAGGUCCCUCGCGAUGGUUUCGAAACUGAAAUUGCACUCACCUCCGAGAUUGUUUCAGUGUUCCGUGUGCGUGCAAUCAACUCGAACGGCGAGUCUCUCGGUGUCACAGAGAUCCUCCAGCGACUACCAGCGUCGGAGGGCUCUCCCCUUAUAAGUCCAUUGGCCUUGGGGUCCAUUGCCUUUGUUGUACUUGGGUGCCUUGUUUGCGGUGUUUAUUUCGUUGUUCACCGUAAACUUCGCCAUGGGCUCCGCUCCAAUCGCUCCUAUCAAUUAGUGUCGCACAAAGAUGAAGAUGAGGGUGAUAGUGAGCAUGAUCGUCUCCCAUUAUGA
Molecule: messenger RNA, 1803 nt
Organism: Penicillium robsamsonii
Lineage: Eukaryota; Fungi; Ascomycota; Eurotiomycetes; Eurotiales; Aspergillaceae
Product: arylsulfotransferase family protein
Exons: 2
Coding region: 1-1803 (600 amino acids)
Source: RefSeq, a predicted model, not a curated record